Molecule: messenger RNA, 2475 nt
Organism: Arachis ipaensis
Lineage: Eukaryota; Viridiplantae; Streptophyta; Magnoliopsida; Fabales; Fabaceae
Gene: CNGC4
Product: cyclic nucleotide-gated cation channel 4
Source: RefSeq, a predicted model, not a curated record
UUAAAUUUCCUACUCUUAUCACACACACUCUCAGAUACACACUUCUCCAAUUAUUUGCGUCUCUUCUACUCUGCUGUCUGCACACAUCAUACACCAGACUCUCACCACUCUCUCAAAACCUGUGCCCAAAUAACUCCCUCAACAACCUUCUCUCUCCACCACCACACCACCAUGUCCACCACCACCACCACAGAGCAAGACACGUCACGUGACUCUCACACGCACUUCUACUCCACCACCGGCAACAACGUCGUCACAGACGACGACGACAGCGACCUCGAUGACGAUGACCAGCAGCACCACCACAACUAUGGCGAAGACAAAAGAGAAUUCACCCAAAGAGCAUGGUGCUGCAGAUCCCGCGGCAGCAGGUGGAGGCAGUGGUGGCCAACGGGUAAAGUUCUGGACCCGAGGUCGAAAUGGGUCCAAGAAUGGAACAGAGUGUUUCUUCUGGUGUGCGCGACUGGUCUAUUCGUGGACCCGUUGUUCUUCUAUGUGCUCUCUGUGAGCGACACGUGUAUGUGCCUCUUCGUGGAUGGUUGGUUCGCCGUAACGGUAACGGUUCUGCGCUGCAUGACGGACGCACUACACGUGUGGAACAUGUGGCUGCAGCUCAAGAUGGCGAAGAGGAUCUUUGGUUUGGGUGCUGCCGCUGCCGGCGGUGGUGGUGAUGGAAGCAGCGGAGGGGUGCUGAGGGACACUAACCCCCGUACUGUAGCUGUUGGGUAUCUCAAGGCUAAGACUGGAUUCUUCUUUGAUAUCUUUGUUAUCCUUCCAAUACCUCAGAUAGUGGUGUGGGUGGGAAUCCCAUCUUUGUUAGAGAAAGGGUCAGUGACAUUGGUGAUGACAGUGUUGCUGAUAAUGUUUCUGUUGCAAUACCUUCCCAAAAUAUAUCACGCAGUUUGCCAUCUUCGAAGAAUGCAGAACCUCUCUGGCCACAUUUUUGGAACCGUUUGGUGGGGUAUUGCUCUUAACAUGAUUGCCUAUUUUGUCGCCUCUCAUGCAGCAGGGGCAUGUUGGUACUUGUUAGGAAUCCAGAGAGCAGCAAAGUGCCUGAAAGAACAGUGUGCAAGAACAGAUGGUUGUGGAUCAAGGAUUCUUUCAUGCAAAGAUGCAAUAUACUAUGGAAGCACAAGAAGCUUGGUUAGUGACAGAGCAAGGUUGGCUUGGGCAGGGAACAGGGAAGCAAGGUCCAUUUGCUUAGAUGGGUCUGACAAGUAUAACUAUGGAGCUUAUAAGUGGACUGUUCAACUUGUCACCAAUGAUAAUCGAUUGGAAAAGAUACUUUUCCCUAUCUUCUGGGGCCUAAUGACUCUCAGCACUUUUGGUAACCUAGAGAGCACAACAGAAUGGCUAGAAGUAGUUUUUAACAUCAUUGUCUUGACCAGUGGUCUUCUUCUUGUCACCAUGUUAAUUGGAAACAUCAAGGUGUUUUUGCAUGCAACAACAUCAAAAAAGCAAGCAAUGCAACUGAAGAUGAGGAACAUUGAAUGGUGGAUGAGGAAGAGGCGGCUGCCGCACGGGUUACGGCAGAGAGUGCGAACGUAUGAACGGCAUCGUUGGGCCGCCAUGCGCGGCGUUGAUGAGUGUGAGAUGACCAGCAAUUUGCCUGAAGGGCUAAGAAGAGACAUCAAGUAUCAUCUUUGUUUGGAUUUGGUCAAGCAGGUGCCACUAUUUCAGCACAUGGAUGAACUUGUCCUAGAGAACAUUUGUGACCGCGUGAAGUCUCUCAUAUUCACAAAGGGAGAAACAAUAGCCAAAGAGGGAGACCCAGUCCAAAGAAUGCUAUUUGUAGUAAGGGGUCACCUUCAAAGCAGCCAACUUCUAAGAGAUGGUGUGGAAAGUUGUUGCAUGUUAGGUCCCGGAAACUUCAGCGGAGACGAACUCCUUUCGUGGUGUUUAAGGCGGCCCUUCAUCGAGCGCCUUCCGCCGUCUUCAUCCACUCUUGUAACACUAGAAACCACCGAGGCAUUCGGCCUAGAAGCCGAGGAUGUGAAAUAUGUUACACAGCAUUUUAGAUAUACUUUUGUGAAGGAAAAAGUGAAAAGAAGUGCCAGGUAUUAUUCGCCAGGAUGGCGAACAUGGGCUGCCGUGGCGAUUCAAUUGGCGUGGAGGAGGUACAAGCAUCGGUUGACUUUGACUUCCUUGUCUUUUAUAAUGCCAAGGAGGCCUGUGUUACGUUCCUCUUCCAUGGGAGAAGACAGGCUUAGGCUCUAUACAGCAUUGUUAACCUCUCCAAAGCCUAAUCAGGAAGAUUAUGACUUCUGAGAACGGGAGAUAUACUAUUAUAUAUAUGCUCAUCAUGUCAGAUUUAUUUGGCUAAUUUUCACAGUGGAGUAUGAGAAAUUGGCUGUGUAUAUGUGUGUGUUUAUGUCCACCAUCCUAUUACUCAAUCAUUUGUUCAACGUUUUAGAUUUCUUUUAAAUAAAUGUAGUUCAAUAUUUCACAUCUUUUAAACUUCGGAUUAAUAUUUUA